AUGGCUAAGGCGCCGGAGGGAGAAGACGACUCCUUCCUGCAGCCCUCGCAGAAGGGGUCCCCCGGGCUCCAGGAGGAUUGCUAUGAGGGCCUGCUGGGGAAGGCCUUGCUCUCCUACCCGGAGCAGGGGCUAUGCGCCCCGGCGCUGCAGCAAGCCAGUUCGCUGGACAGCCAAGAGCAGGGCGAUCCGGAGCCUGCCCUGCCCAUUGGGAUCAAGUCAGAAAUACAUUUUAACAGUGAAGCCCUUUCCUCAGAAGAGGAGGAUACAGAUAUUCAUGACAGUAAAAUAAAAUCCUUCGACAAAAACCUGUCUCCGAAGAAAACCAUCACGCAGAUUAUGAAGGACAAAAAGAAACAGACCCAGCUCACCCUACAGUGGCUGGAAGAAAACUACAUCGUGUGUGAGGGAGUUUGUUUACCGAGGUGCAUCCUUUAUGCACAUUAUUUAGACUUCUGCAGGAAAGAGAAGCUAGAACCUGCCUGUGCUGCGACGUUUGGGAAGACCAUUCGUCAGAAAUUCCCCCUGCUUACCACACGGCGGCUUGGGACAAGAGGCCAUUCAAAGUAUCAUUACUAUGGAAUUGGCAUUAAAGAAAGCAGCGCGUAUUACCACUCUGUGUAUUCUGGAAAAGGGUUGACAAGGUUUUCUGGAAGCAAGCUGAAGAAUGAGGGUGGCUUCACUAGGAAAUACUCUCUUAGUUCCAAAACUGGAACACUUCUUCCAGAGUUCCCCAGUGCUCAACACCUUGUUCUUCAAGGGUGCAUUUCUAAAGAAAAGGUAGAUACCCUUAUCAUGAUGUACAAAACACACUGUCAGUGUGUCCUUGACAAUGCAAUUAAUGGGAACUUUGAAGAGAUCCAGCAUUUCUUAUUACAUUUUUGGCAAGGAAUGCCUGACCACCUUCUUCCCCUGCUCGAAAAUCCUGUUAUCAUUGACAUCUUCUGUGUUUGCGACUCAGUACUCUACAAGGUCCUCACAGAUGUACUCAUCCCUGCAACAAUGCAAGAAAUGCCAGACAGUUUAUUGGCAGAUAUAAGGACUUUUGCUAAAAACUGGGAACAGUGGGUUGUUUCAUCUCUAGAAAAUCUACCAGAAGACCUGGCAGAUAAGAAACUGCCUAUUGCACGAAGAUUUGUUUCCUCUCUGAAACGACAGACAUCAUUCUUACACCUAGCUCAGAUUGCUCGACCAGCCCUCUUUGAUCAGCAUGUGGUGAAUUCCAUGGUGGCUGAUAUUGAGAAGGUAGAUUUGAAUAGCAUUGGGUCUCAAGCUCUUCUCACAGUCUCAGGCAGCAUGGAAUCUGAUGGGGAAGUCUACACUGAAUAUGACUCUAUUACAGUGUUCCAAGAACUGAAGGACCUGCUAAAGAAGAAUGCCACUGUGGAAUCAUUUAUUGAAUGGUUGGAUACUGUGGUUGAGCAAAGGGUUAUCAAGGCAAGCAAACAAAAUGGGAGGUCACUGAAGAAGAGAGCUCAAGAUUUCCUUCUCAAAUGGAGCUUUUUUGGUGCCCGAGUGAUGCAUAAUCUCACCCUAAACAACGCAUCAAGUUUUGGUUCUUUUCAUUUGAUCCGUAUGCUACUAGAUGAGUACAUCCUGCUAGCCAUGGAGACCCAGUUCAACAAUGACAAAGAACAAGAACUCCAGAAUCUAUUGGACAAGUAUAUGAAGAAUUUGGAUGCAAGUAAAGCUGCCUUUACCGCAUCACCAAGCUCUUGCUUCCUCGCAAACCGCAACAAAGCUGCUACCCUUCCUAGUGACACUUCAGUCAAAAAUGAGUGCCUUGCAGAGCAAACGUAUGUGUCAUUGUCAGCCAACCAGCACAGCAGUUUAUAUUCUGGUUUGAACCCCUUCUCCACUGGGGACAGUGAAAAUAUGCAGCUAACAGGUCAGCUGGAGCUCUCUCAAAGCACUGGUCAUCUGAUGACUCCACCCAUUUCCCCAGCCAUGGCCAAUCGAGGAAGUGUUAUCAACCAGGGCCCAAUGGCUGGGAGACCGCCAAGUGUAGGCCCAGUGUUAUCCACACAUUCACACUGCUCUUCCUAUUCAGAGCCCCUUUACCAGACUUUGUCACAAACCAAUCAGAGCUAUUAUGGAAGCAAUUCCAAUUACCAGGCCAUGUUCAGGCCCCAGACCCCUACCCCUUCAGGAGUUUAUCACCACAGGGCAGAGCACAGUCGAUUCGCAGCCUUGAGUGAGCAGCAGUUCUCCAGAGACUACUUCAGUAGCAGUUGUGCUGUGUCUCCAUACAAUCCCAGGUCUCCCUCCAACUACGGUCCCUCCUCGACUACACAGGACACACACAAUAUGCAGUUUUUGAACACUGGGAGCUUCAAUUUCCUGGGCAAUUCAGUGUCUGCUGCCUGUCCAGGAGCAACAUAUCCCCCUAAUGCUUCCAAUGGAUACUAUGGAAACAACAUAAACUACCCAGAAUCCCACAGACUUGGCUCAAUGGUGGAUCAGCAUGUUUCUGUAAUCAGUAGUGUAAGCAGCAUUCGACCACUGCCGCCAUACAAUGACAUUCAUGACCCACUCAACAUCUUAGAUGACAAUGGAAGAAAACAGGCAGGCUCAUACUAUACAGAUUCCUCAUCUUCAAUAGUCUGUCGGACCCCCAUAAUUACCUUUCUUUUCACAGCUUCUAAUAUGCAAACUGCAAUAGCUGCAUCCUCCUCCCAGUGCAUGUACGGAACAUCUAACCAGUAUCCCUCUCAGGAAACGCUGGACUCCCAUGGGCAGCCCAACAGAGAGAUGGUGCCAUCUUUACCACCAAUCACCACGGUCUUCAUGGGAGCGGCUGCUGGAGACACCUGAAUUAGGAGAGGCAUUUUGUUUUUUUACACUUAUUUUCCACUUCUAGCCUCUGGUGGUUUUGUUAGUUGUCAAAGCCCAUCAAUGACUGGGAUGAAAAAGUAUUAAAAACUGGUCUUAAGGAACCCAGCAUGAAGAUAUUAACACCCACACAGAAAACAAGCUGUAGUCAGAUUGUGCCCUGCCCAUGAGUUGCUCAGAAAUUGUCAGCAUCAAUGCCGUUCUGAAGUCAUAACUUCAGGCUGAGCAGAAAGAACCAACGAUUCUUGCAGACAUGACUUGGCUGUGAAGAGAUGAUUUUUCCCAUUUUUAAUUUAUUAAAUACACUGUUUCAGUCUUUCACGUAAACCUUUUUUGUAUAAAAAUUGUUUAUUUAAUGCCUGUGAUGCUUGUUAUUUAUUAGGAUUGCAGAGUCACUGUUUACUUUCUCUUGUUUGACAAAUAGUCAAAUGUAUGUGUUCUACCUCCUAUGGAAAUGUUUACAAGGUCAAUUUUUUACGGCUUCAAAUCAAUCUAAAUCAAAAUUCUUAAG
Caretta caretta (loggerhead turtle) is the source of this 3340-nucleotide messenger RNA. Lineage: Eukaryota; Metazoa; Chordata; Testudines; Cheloniidae. The record is from RefSeq and is a predicted model, not a curated record.